Dibothriocephalus latus is the source of this 756-nucleotide messenger RNA. The record is from the annotation of a GenBank genome assembly. NCBI's taxonomy places the organism in Eukaryota, Metazoa, Platyhelminthes, Cestoda, Diphyllobothriidea, Diphyllobothriidae.
AUGACAGUUGACAGUUUGCCGGACACAAUUGACCUGAUAUCUGAUGAUAGUACGGAGAUCGAUGGCAGUGGUGAAACGUCUGACAUCUGUGCUAGGAACGAUGAAAUAUCGGAAGCCGUUUAUCAUUUAGAAAAGGAUUCAAACAAGCACCAACGACAUUUGACCAGGCAAAAAAAUGGUUUUAAUAUGUUCUUGUCCGGCUACCUUAACGAUGCGAGUGAAGAGACCUGGGGCCAGCCGAGUUUCUUAGUUAACAACGGACACUGGUCAUCAAACGACUUUCCGUCAAACUCUGACAAUAGCUAUUUGCGUGAUGAUAUCACGUUUACUGAUUCAAAUUCGAAUAUACACCGACUUCACGAAAAGCGUUCACGAUUGUCAGAGUCCCUUCCGGUGUCAGAAUCUUGGAGAGACAAUUUUGAGGGGCGUGGUCCUAAUAUUUGCAGUCCAUAUCAGCGGUCAGCAACUACUUCAUCAGCUCCAUUUGAGAGGGCUUACUCCCAGAACUUACCAGGAGCCCGUGGGGGAAACACGGCGCUGGAAAGUUUCGGCAAUCAAGAAGACACUCUUAGCCUUCUGGCCCAGAGCGGUUGUGUGAAACUAGAUGAUUCCGCAAUGUUCGCAUCCACUCCUGGGGACACGUCUGGUAGCAGUCUGAUCUUUGUCGUAAAAUACAUUCUUCUGUGUAUCUUCAGCCUUCACUACCAACGUCGUAUAAAUGAAAAUGUUGAUAAUGACGCCUUUGAGGAGGCUUAA